AACCUCGGAUCCCAGGAGCUACCAACCUGCAGGUUCAUUCGUUGUAUUUACGGGCUGGAGGAAAGGCAGUGUAUAGAGUAGAGGUCAAGAGUAGCUCUGGCUUUGAGCAACCCGUUCACUUGCUGUUGAACUCUGGGCUACUUAACCUCCUUAAGAGCUCAGUCGUGAAUGGGACCUUAGCGUCUCCUGUAGGUGGUCGUUUGAAGGAUAAAAGGACCUAGCACACAGUGUAAGCAAUCAAAUAUGCUGUUUAUUAGCUGGCGUCUUUGGCGUUGCUUGGAAGAUCUGAAUACAGUCUUAAAUCAGUUCCUGGCACACCCCGCAUAGAGUUUCCCCCAUCGGAAGCAGCUCUUAUGCUAAUCAAAGCCCGCAGAAUUCAGUGUCCUGUGAUUUAUAGUUUGGACGUGACUUUCGAAACCACUGUCUUUCUCUGCCCUCUGUAGAAGAAACAGUUUGUGUGAAGGCUGUAAGGCUUGGAGAGGUUUUGGCUAUUUUGAGGACUAGAAGGUGGGCCAUAUGAGUGUGACUGAAGCUUAGUGGAAGACAGAUGGUGUGGAAUGACCCGGGAGAAGGACUACAUCACAGCAAGCUCGUUUGAUAUAGUCAUCAUUGGUGGCGGAAUUGUGGGGCUUGCCUCUGCCAGAGCACUCAUCCUGCGACAUCCAUCACUUUCUAUUGGUGUUCUGGAAAAGGAGAAAGAUUUAGCUGUUCACCAGACUGGACAUAACAGUGGUGUCAUACAUAGUGGAAUUUAUUAUAAACCUGAGUCUCUGAAAGCCAAAUUAUGUGUACAAGGUGCAGCCCUUCUCUAUGAAUACUGUCAGCAAAAGGGAAUUUCCUACAAGCAGUGUGGCAAGCUUAUAGUAGCUGUUGAACAAGAAGAAAUUCCCAGACUUCAGGCCCUGUAUGAGAGAGGCCUCCAGAAUGGUAUCCAGGGCCUGAGGCUGAUCCAGCAGGAGGAUAUAAAAAAGAAGGAGCCAUAUUGUAGGGGUCUAAUGGCGAUUGAUUGUCCACAUACUGGCAUUGUGGACUAUCGGCAGGUGGCUUUGUCAUUUGCCCAGGAUUUCCAAGAAGCAGGUGGCUCUGUCUUGACUAAUUUUGAAGUAAAAGAUAUUGAAAUGGCUAAAGAAAGUCCUUCAAGAAGUAUAGAUGGAAUGCAAUAUCCGAUUGUUAUAAAGAAUACAAAGGGAGAGGAAAUUCGAUGUCAGUAUGUUGUGACAUGUGCAGGACUUUACUCAGACCGUAUUUCAGAGUUGAGUGGCUGCACUCCUGAUCCUCGAAUUGUACCAUUCCGGGGAGAUUACCUGCUCUUGAAGCCGGAAAAAUGUUAUCUUGUAAAAGGAAAUAUUUAUCCGGUCCCAGAUAGCCGGUUUCCUUUCCUAGGAGUUCACUUCACACCAAGGAUGGAUGGCAGUAUUUGGCUAGGUCCUAAUGCAGUUCUUGCCUUUAAACGAGAGGGUUACAGACCCUUUGACUUCAGUGCCACAGAUGUUAUGGAUAUAAUUAUUAAUAGUGGCUUGAUUAAACUGGCAUCCCAGAAUUUUUCCUAUGGAGUUACUGAAAUGUAUAAAGCGUGUUUUCUUGGUGCAACAGUGAAGUAUCUUCAAAAAUUCAUCCCUGAAAUUACUGUCAGUGAUAUACUUAGGGGCCCAGCUGGAGUAAGAGCCCAAGCCCUGGAUAGAGAUGGAAAUCUGGUAGAAGAUUUUGUAUUUGAUGCAGGAGUUGGGAAUAUUGGAAAUCGUGUUCUUCAUGUGAGAAAUGCACCUUCCCCUGCUGCUACUUCUUCCCUUGCAAUUUCUGGAAUGAUUGCAGAUGAAGUACAACAAAGAUUUGAAUUGUAAAUAAUGAAAGGAGCUAGGUAUGCACUGUAAUCUCCAUGUCAGCAACAAGAGUGUACUAAUUGCAUUCUUUAAUUUAAAAAAUGGUUUUUAAAAUUUCAUUUUUAGGUCAAAGAUAACCACUGAAUUGUUAAAAUGAUAUAACAUAGAAAUAAUAAUUUUCUACAAAAAUUAGCUGGGCAUGGUGGCACAUGCCUGUAAUCCCAGCUACUCGAGAGGCUGAGGCAGGAGAAUCACUUGAACCGAGGAGGCAGAGGUUGCAGUGAGCUGGCUCUCCAGCCUGGGUGACAGAGCAAGAGAAAACAUAAUAAUAAUUUUCAAAAUGUUAGGCUGGGGACCGUGGCCAGCACUUUGAGAGGCCAAGGCAGGUAGAUUGUAGCCUAGGAGUUUGAGACCAGCCUUGGCAACAUGGCAAAACGCUGUUUCUACAAAAUAGCUGGGUGUGGUGCCUCUGUAGUUCCAGCUACUAUGUAGCCUACUAUGUAGGCUGAGGUGAGAGGAUCACUUGAACCCAGGAGGUCCAGGCUCCAAUGAGCUAUGUUCAUGACACUGCGUUCCAGGCUGGAUGAUAGAGCGAGAUCUUAUCUCAAAAAAUAAAUAAAUAAAUAAAUCCAGCCUAAGCAACAUGGUGAAUGAAACCCCAUCUCUACAAAAAAUACAAAAAUUAGCUGGGCAUGAUGGUGUGUGCCUGUAGUCCCAGCUACUUGAGGGGCUGAGGCAGGAGGAUCACUUGAGCCCGGGAGGUCAAGGCUACCGUGAGGUGUGUUCAUGCCACUAUACCUCAGCCUGGGCAACAAAGUCAGUCCCUGACUCAAAAAAUAAAAACAACAACAAAAUAUAAAUUCCAUGCUUAUUUACUUUGUGAAUAAAGAGGCAAGAUACAGUUUUAUCUGUCCUGAAUCCCUGACUUUUUUUUUUUUUUUUUAGAUGGAGUUUCACUCUUGUUGCCCAGGCUUGAGCGCAAUGGUGAAAUCUUGGCUCACUGCAACCACUGCCUCCCAGGUUCAAGCGAUUCUCCUACCUCAGCCUUCCGAGUAGCUGGGAUUACAGGUGCCCACCACCAUGCCUGGCUAAUUUUUUUGUAUUUUUAGUAAAGAUGGGGUUUUGCCAUGUUGGCCAGGGUGGACUUGAAUUCCGACCUCAGGUGAUCCACCCGCCUCAGCCUCAAAGUGCUGGGAUUACAGGUGUGAGCCGCUGCACCCAGCCCUGAAUCCCUGACUUUGUUAAUGACCUGUCCUUACCAACUAUGACCUAGAGAAGAUUUAGCUUUUCAAGAAUUUUGGAGAACGAUGGCAUAAAAAUGGGUUAUUUCCUUAAAUCAGUUUUUUAGCAUUAUACUACCUAAGCUCGUUUGGUCUCUCACAGACAAGGAAAUACAUCAUAUUGUAGGUUGCAUUCUUUUAAUUUCGAAGAGUCACAAAACUCACAUUAUUUAGAGCAACAAUAUUUGUAUUUAGAAAUUAAAAAUUCAUGAUUUCAAGAAAAUACAUAAAAUUUACAUUUUUGAGUAGUUUGAAUAAGUUUCUAUCUUAGUUAUAAUAUUUGUCAGAAAUAACAAAACAAACUCAAAACCUUUAUUAUUUUCAGUCUCUUUAUAACUGAUGUGGUAUGGUAUCAUCAUGAAAUGUAAACAGUGGUACACUGAGUAGUUGUCUUGCUCUUCAGUCUCUGUGGCUGAGAACUGAAAUAACUUAGAAGAGAGAGAUUUUUAUGAGAGCAGUUUUAGAAUCCUGACACUGAUGUAUAGAACUCUAAUUUUAAGUUUAUUUAUAUAUUAUAUCUCUGAUCUUUAGUCACACUAAGACUCUCAAAAUGUUGGCCAAGAUUGCUAAUGAUUCAUACCUACUUGAUUUUUCAGGGCUCCUAUAAAGUUGUGUAGGGAUAUUUUUCCAUUUUUGAUAAAUAUCUAACUUUGAGGCAUUCACUUUUGUAAACCGCGAAAGUGCCUUACAUUCAUGUGUACCUCAUGAGUAUUUUAAGUUGAUGCCCAGUGCUGUACUAUAUCCUGUAUAUAUGUGUUGUGUGGUAUCUGUUGAAAUGAUUCUUGUAAUUUAGAAAGUUAGAAAAUAGAAAUGUAAAUGAAAAUGUGACGACCUGACUGCAGAAUUUUGAGUACUGAACCACAUUUAAGUGAGGCGUUUUCAUCCAUUGUCUCUCAUUUGCUCUCUCAGGAAUCAUAUUCUAGUCUGUAUGUCUUCUUUCCUCUUAGCUGUCCAAAGCUGUAUGAUGGAUGGGUGAGAAGGAUGUGCAUUUUGGUUGAUAGGAAAAAUGCUUCUGUUUUCUUCCUUUUCCCCCUCACUUCAAGCACUGAUGAUUACAUUGGUUGAGCUACCUCAUCCAUUAAUGUGAAAGGCUACACAUCAUCAGCUCGUGUUCAAGAAGUAGCACAUCCCAGGUAAACAGAGUAGGCCAUUAUUCAACACUUGAGAUGAGCAUAUUAAAAGCAUUCAGAUAUCAAUGACAGAAGAAGCAAGCCCUAAUGUUUCUUUAUAACAGCUAUUCCUGCAAGAAAUGCAAACACACCAUAGUUUUCUGUUCCGUUACAAGAUUACUAAGAGAUGGAAAAUAUUAUCAUUUUCUAUUUCAUCAACAGUACGAUUGCAUACAUACUAAGUUGUAAAGACUGGAAUUACAAAAAAUGAUUGUCCUAAUUGAAGCAAUCCUCAAUCCAUUUGAGUCUGUACAAUACCCCAAAAAAUAAAAGUGAAAAAUUUGUUGAAAGUGUUUUGAAUAUGUAGGUUAUUCUGUUUGUAAAACAUUUUAUAUGUAUGUCAACAGGGUUUUGUUGUUUAAUACUGAUAUAAUAAAGUUUUAUUAUUUCUGA
Macaca mulatta (Rhesus monkey) is the source of this 4662-nucleotide messenger RNA. The record is from RefSeq and is a predicted model, not a curated record. Lineage: Eukaryota; Metazoa; Chordata; Mammalia; Primates; Cercopithecidae.